This is a messenger RNA of Acaulospora morrowiae, 747 nucleotides long. The record is from the annotation of a GenBank genome assembly. NCBI's taxonomy places the organism in Eukaryota, Fungi, Glomeromycota, Glomeromycetes, Diversisporales, Acaulosporaceae.
GUUCCAAAGCCUAUAGAAUACGGCAUCACAUAUACCAAUGUGAUCUUGACAACAAAAGAUGAUAUCAAGAUUCGUGCUUAUGUUUGCAAAAGACCAAAUGAGGAAGAGGCAAGCAAGAGACCAACCAUUUUGAUGUUUCAUGGAAACGCCGGGAAUAUGGGACACAGAUUGCCAAUAGCCGAAAGGUUUUAUAAAGAUUUCGAAUGUAAUGUGGUAUUGCUUUCCUACAGGGGAUAUGGUCGUAGCGAAGGGACCCCAUCCGAGAAGGGCAUUCGCAUUGAUGCACAGGCUGUUCUCGAUUACAUCAAGCAAGACUAUUUUCUAAAAGACACCAAACUUAUAAUAUACGGACAAUCCUUUGGAGGUGCAGUAGCGAUUGAUCUGGUCUCCAGAAACGAAUCUAAAGUUUCUGGUUUAAUCAUAGAAAAUACAUUUCUUAGCAUACCAAGAAUAAUCCCUCAUGUGGCGCCAAAACUUCGAUACUUCUCGUUCAUCUGUUCCGAAAUUUGGCCAUCUGACAAGAACAUCACGAAGAUCAAUCACAUUCCAAUAUUAUUCAUUUCCGGAACGAAAGACGAGAUCAUUCCAUUACAGCACAUGAGGACAUUAUAUGAAUUGGCAACUACCACCGGAAGAAAGGAAUGGAAAGAGAUUAUAGGUGGCACUCAUUACGAUACUGUCACAAAACCUGGGUAUUUUGAGCUUAUUAGAGAGUUCCUGAAGAGUGAAGAUUUGGGACUCGAGUGA